Messenger RNA from Dictyostelium purpureum, 2400 nucleotides. RefSeq lists its product as uncharacterized. Bases 1 to 2400 code for a protein of 799 amino acids. Gene Ontology annotation, molecular function: GTPase activator activity; protein binding. Lineage: Eukaryota; Evosea; Eumycetozoa; Dictyosteliales; Dictyosteliaceae. The record is from RefSeq and is a predicted model, not a curated record. The transcript is spliced from 2 exons.
AUGGUAGAAUCACCAAAAGUUAGAAGAACUUCAUCAAAUACCAGUAUUGGUAGUAGCAGUGAAAGAUUAAGAUUUUCAAAUAAUAAAUGGGUUUCGGUAAAACCAAAUAUAAAUCAAAAGAGAAGUUCAAAUAUAAAUAUAGUGAAUCCAUCAAGUGAUUGCAUGGAGAAUGAGUUUGGUUUCGAGUGUGGUUCAUUUGUCGAUCUCUCAGGCUUUACACCAAACAGUUUCGAAUUUAAAUACCCAGAAAUCGGAAAUAGUCCAAGUACUUUAGUACCAAAUUUAAAUAAUAGUUGUGAAAAUAUACUGUCUGUUAACUCCGCUGUUACACCAGGCUCAUCUUUAAGUAAUAGUUUCAAAAAUAAAUAUAGUAUCGAUACAUGGAAGCUAGCCAACCCAGACCCAGCCUCAACAAUUACAAUUAAAAAGAUUAAAACUAGUCCAAGAGAUAAACAAGUUAGUUUAUCAUCCGAACAAGAAAUCGAAAAUAACAUUAACAGUAAUAAUAUAAUUUUAAAUAAGAGUAAUAGUAAUAUUAAACCAAUUUUAUCCUCUUCACUUCCACAAAGCAAUUUAUUGUCAUCUGUAAAUAAUAAUAAUAAUAAUAAUAAUAAUAAUAUUAAUAAUAAUAAUGUAUCGAGAGCUAGAUCAAGACAAUUAUUAAAAACUCCAUCAUUUAAAGAUCUUCACUCAAUUACAUCACAACAACCAAAUCUUUCACAAUCUCAUUCAUCUGCUUCAUCUUUAAUUUCUCACACCCAAAGAAGACUCUCCAGAGCUAAACAAAACCAAGUUGACCCAAAUCUUUUAAAUUCUGUCGAAAAGCCAAACCAAUACGCCUUAGUUUUAUAUGAUUUUGAAGCAGAUUUAGAUGAAGAGAUAUCUUUAACUAAAGAUACUACAAUUAUAGUGUUGGAGCAAUGCAGUGAUGGUUGGUGGGUCGGUAAAGACUCUAAGAAAACUGGUAAAUUCCCACAUAAUUUUGUAAAGUUAUUACCAUCAAUGUUACCAAAGCCAUCACAACCACAACAAGAGAAACCAUUACAACAAGAGAAACCACAAGAAAAGCCACAAGAAAAGCCACAAGAAAAGCAACUACAACAAGACGCAAAAGCUUCAGCUGUCAAUAAAACAGAAAGUAUUGAAUUAAAUAAUGAUCCAAAUAUAUUUUUCCCAACCUAUUCAUCAACUAAUAUGAAUAGUGGUGGCUCAGUUUCAAACUCUUUAUCGUUUUCAUUCAGACAAAGAAGUAUUAGAAAAAAUAGUAUUAGCUCUAUUCUCCAUCAUAUUAAAGUUUACGUACCACCAUUCUACGAGCACACAAUUAUUUCAAUUCAAAGUAAUGAAAAUUUAAAAGACCUCAUCGAAAAGGUUGGUAGAAAGAAAAAGAUUCUUAUCAACGAUUACAAGUGUAAAAUUAGAUAUAUAAAUUCCGACUCUGAUUUAAAUUUAGAAAUGAGCGUUGCUUUACUUCGUGAUAUCCCAUUAAAAUUACAUUUACCUGGAGUAGAAUAUAUUAACCAUUCAUCAAACUCCACUACAAGAAAUAUACAGUUAUCAAAUUACUUUAAUAUAUCAUAUAAUAAUGUUAAAAAUAAUCAACAAACCCAACAACAACAACAAAAUAAUAAAACAGAGAAGCAAUGGGUAAUUUUUGAUAACCAAUCGAUCCAAAUUUUUAAAAAUCACACAGAUCAGCAACCAAUUAGAGUUAUUGGUUUAAAAUAUAGUACAAUCAAAUUAUUACAUUCAACUUCAUCCUCAUCCUCUUCAUUAUCAAACCCUCAACCACCAUCCUUUAUUGUUAAAACUCCAUUUAGCACCUUUAGAUUUUCCCAUGAUUACUUUAAUAUCAUUAGUCAAUGGGUAGAAGUUAUAGAGUUAUCACCUGAAUACUUUGAAAAUAACCAAAACUUUAAAAAGAAACAAAAGAAGUUUAUACUCAAAUCAUCCGAUUCCUUUUCAUCCUCACUUUCACUUUCUGGUCAUUUCCCACCACCUGUAGAUAGAAAACAACAAAUAUUAGAAAUUAGAAAUAAGGGUGUUAAUCGUGUUUGUGUCGAUUGCUGUUCAACUGAUCCAGAGUGGGCUUCGAUUUCUUUAGGUUGUUUCCUUUGUGAUGAUUGCUGUGGUUUGCAUCAACAGAAUUUGGCUUCAAAUAUGUCAGAGGUCUUAUCUGUAAUUUUAGAUGAUAGUUGGGAAGAGUUUCAUAUAGAUAUUUUUUCUAAGAUUGGUAAUAAUGUUUCAAACCAAUAUUGGGAAUAUAAUUUAUCAAAUAAGAAAGUUAGACCAACUAGCACUAAACAAGAGAAAUGCAGUUUUAUUAUUUCUAAAUAUAAAAACAAAGAAUUUGCUCCCCCACAAAAUGUUCCAUCACCAAUUUCACUCUUUAAUAAUUAA